Messenger RNA from Cornus florida, 1710 nucleotides. RefSeq lists its product as uncharacterized. The transcript has 5 exons. The record is from RefSeq and is a predicted model, not a curated record. NCBI's taxonomy places the organism in Eukaryota, Viridiplantae, Streptophyta, Magnoliopsida, Cornales, Cornaceae. Gene Ontology annotation, molecular function: nucleic acid binding; RNA-DNA hybrid ribonuclease activity. Bases 1 to 1710 code for a protein of 569 amino acids.
AUGGAAUGCUACGCAGCCGCGUUGAAAACAAAACAGUUAGGGGAAACAUUGGCCAUUGAGACACCAGAAGGGUUAAUAGAGAAGGAACCCACUCAAAGGGUAGAACCAAUAGAAGACCUUAUGGAGAUAGAUUUGGAUGAAGAGGGAAUCGGGAAAAAGCAUCGGCUUAAUGAGGAUCCAUCUUUCAAACCAAUUAGACAGAAAAGGCGAGUGUUUACCCCAGAGAGGAACCGCGCAAUAUCACAAGAGGUCGAGAAGCUCCUGAAGGCUGACUUUAUCCGAGAGGUACAAUGCCCCCACUGGCUAUCAAACGUGGUCUUGGUUAAGAAGACAAAUGGCAAAUGGAGGCUUUGUGUGGAUUUCACAAAUCUAAAUAAAGCCUGCCCAAAUGAUAGUUUUCUUUUACUGAGGAUUGACAUGUUGGUUGAAGGGACAACAGGACAUGAGUUAUUGAGUUUUAUAGACGCUUACUCUGGAUACAAUCAGAUCCCCAUGUAUGCUCCUGAUAGUGAAAAAACUUCUUUUAUCACUGAUAAAGGUCUGUAUUGCUACAAGGUAAUGCCGUUCGGGUUAAAGAAUGCCGGUGUCACCUAUCAGAGGCUAGUUAACACAAUGUUCAAGCAACAGGUGGGCAGAAACAUAAAGGUUUAUAUGGAUGACAUGUUGGUAAAGAGCCUUAAGGCUAAAGACCAUUUUGUUGAUUUACAUGAAUCUUUUGAUGUGCUUAGGGCAUAUAAGAUGCAGUUGAAUCCAAACAAAAAGUGCCUUUGGGGUAUCCUAGGGAAAAUUUAUGGGGUAUAUGAAGAAAGGUACCCGGCAAUAGAAAAACUAGCGUUUGCGCUGGUUGUGGCAGCAAGGAAACUCAGACCAUACUUCCAGGCACAAACCAUGAUAGUGCUGACAGACCAACCACUGAGGCAGAUCCUUUACAAGCCAGAGACAUCAGGACGCCUUAUGAAGUGGUCAGUAGAAUUUGAGCUUUCUUUCCCUCAAAAAGAAGAUGAGGUCAUAACCUCUGAAAUGAAUCAUGAGACCCAGUUAGGCGAUACUUGGUCACUUUAUGUGGACGGGUCAUCAACUGCCCGAGCCUGUGGGGCAGGAUUAGUGCUUAUAUCACCAGAAGGAGAGAAUCUGAAGUAUGCACUUCGAUUUGGAUUCAAGGCUACCAAUAAUGAAGCAGAGUAUGAAGCUUUAAUAGCAGGACUGAAGCUGGCAAAAGCUUUCAGAGUGCAACACUUGAAGGUGUUUACUGAUUCUCAAUUAGUUACAGGAAUAGAGAACGAGAAUACAGAUGCAUUAGCUCGACUAGCAACUACAGUUGAGCUUAAGAAUACUAAGGCUAUACCACUUGAGUACUUGGAAAAGCCUAGUAUAUUGGAAGAAUAUGAAGAAAUAAACCAGUUAGAACCAGGGCUAGAGUGGGCAAACUCAAUAAUAAAGUACAUCAUGUACGGGGAACUACCACAGGACCUUGUGGAAGCUCAGAAGGUCAGGAUCCGAGCACCCAGGUAUACGUUCAUGAAUGGAGUUCUCUACAAAAGAGGAUUUUUUUUGCCUUUUCUACGUUAUGUGUCAACUGAAGAAGCUCAUUAUACUAUGAAGGAGAUACACGAAGGAGUUUGCGGGAACUAUGCAGGGGGCAGAUCUUUGGCCAACAAAGCAAUCCGCCAGGGCUAUUAUUGGCUUACCAUGCAGAAGGAUGCAUUAUAA